AGUUUCUCUCUCCAUAGUCAGCUGCAGCAGCAACGUCAGCUAGCAAGCAAGGUCAUUGUGCAACUGCUUCCUGACUUCCAAUCCCGCUUGCAUUUGCUAGCAAAUAUGAAUCCCUGGUCCUCUCUUUGCUUCUUGCUUCUGAUUUUCUUCAUCAAUGCUGCCUGUUCCCAAAAUUGCCUCUGUGCCCAAGGUGCUUGCCAGUCGGGCUGGGUGCAAUAUCAGAGUGCCUGCUAUAAAGCUGUGAGUGAACCAAAUAACUGGACUGAUGCGGAGAUAUCUUGCAGUAGUCUUGGCAAGAAUGCCCACUUAGCCUCCAUUCACAGCGCAGAAGAAAAUGACUUUAUUUUUCACCUGAUGGGCAAGCCAUUGGAGUAUACCAAGGGACAGGCUUACUGGAUCGGUGCUCAUGACUCUUUCAAGGAGGGAGUCUUUGUGUGGACAGAUGGUUCUGAAUUCAGUUACCAGACAUUUGGUAAUGGACAGCCUGAUAAUCUGAAUGGGGAGCAUUAUCUGGGGUCCUGGUUUCUUCAAGAUGGAUUUAUCACAUGGAAUGACUAUAAACCCUCAUGGCAAUUCCCGUCUGUUUGCAAAUAUGCUCUGGGAAGCAGCAGUAUGUGCUGCUCUUCACAAUGAACCAUCUAGGACUGGGGUCAAAUCACUGACAUGAAGCAACAACAACAGCAACAGCCUGAAACCUUCUCUCUGGCCUUAGAGGUACCUUGUCAUGCUGCUGCUUGUUCCUCUCUCAGCCCCCUUCCUUUGAUUUUCUGUAGAGAAUUUCUAGACUAGAGCCUUAUGCAGGAUCCUUUGAGACACUGACGUUCCACAAAAAGCGAAACAUGCUGAAUCUGUUUCUGACUGACUCCCAUAUGACAAAGACGAAUGAAACCGGACACCUGAAAAACUUCUGUGACAACAAUAAAAUGGAUGAAAAUAUCACCUGCUCCCUUAAUGCAGCUUUGUGUCAUGAAUAUAACUUGCCCCCCUUUUGUGCUUGACCUCACAACAUAUUGAAGCACCAAGGGGUGGGGCUGAGAAAAGCA
Messenger RNA from Hemicordylus capensis (graceful crag lizard), 1043 nucleotides. Its product is annotated as snaclec coagulation factor X-activating enzyme light chain 1-like. The record is from RefSeq and is a predicted model, not a curated record. Gene Ontology annotation, molecular function: signaling receptor activity. The transcript is spliced from 6 exons. NCBI's taxonomy places the organism in Eukaryota, Metazoa, Chordata, Lepidosauria, Squamata, Cordylidae. The coding region runs from base 106 to 633 and encodes 175 amino acids.